Coccinella septempunctata (seven-spotted ladybird) is the source of this 1325-nucleotide messenger RNA. RefSeq lists its product as uncharacterized. The record is from RefSeq and is a predicted model, not a curated record. The transcript has 4 exons. The coding region runs from base 98 to 1147 and encodes 349 amino acids. NCBI's taxonomy places the organism in Eukaryota, Metazoa, Arthropoda, Insecta, Coleoptera, Coccinellidae.
UUGAGUGGGAGCUCAUCUCCGAGCAGACCGCGUAAAAAUGCCGGACGUGUCGCGUUGAAAAGUGCCCAAAAUACACACAUUUUUAUAUUAUAAUAGCAUGACAGCGGCAGAAAGAGCGGACAACCAACUGACGCCCCAGACGCCGGUGUUGACGGUUGCCUGUCGCAUCCUCAGGUCUCCAUCUCACGAGUCCGUUACUACGGAUCUUUCCCUGUUCUCGGUAUCUUCGUCGGCUUCCGACGCCCACGGUAGGAAGAUUUUGAGCUUUGGAAAAUGUGAAAAUACGUUCAUAAGGGGCCAUAGUCCGAAUCCCGAGCACAAGGGCCAUACGAAGCAACCCGAUAUACCAGAAAUCCUCUGGUUCGAGGAGGAAACGGAAUUGAUAAGGAGUUGCGCGGCACUAUCCUCUGCGGUCGGCCUACAAAAAAGUUUCAGUACCAGCGAUAUAAGUCAAUUACCCUCACCUGAGGAUGGACCCAACCUACCCGGCGUGCGUAAUGCUGUCUCCGAAUUAGCCUUGAAUUCGUUACAGAGAUCCGGUUUCUUAUUGGAAAAUGCCAAAUUAGACUACACCUCAAGAUCUUGCUCGACAUGGGUAGCGGUCGGCGAUAUAGCGUCCACAUCUCAAUUGCCUUCUCCUCACGGAAGUCAUUCCAACACGGCUUCUCACCAUGCGCAAACCAACACACCGCCUCCACCAGUAUUCACGGCGGCGGACUUUAUAAGAUCGGUCAACAAAAAGGUAAGGCAGAAUUACAUAAAAAGGCGCCUGUUCACAACGUACAAGGCGCUAGAGCGUCUAUCUCAGAGCGAAUUCAACCUGGAUCGAUUGGAGGUGGCUCCCUCUACGGCCGCGGCGAGUAUAGCGACCACAGACUGCAGCCAAUCGAUGCACGUUGGUUCUUCCUCCAGACUGACGGUACCGGGCGCAAGUCCGAUACUAAAACCCCCAACACCAACGAACAGUACCGACGCGGCGAUGUUGAGGAUCGCCAAGCAGAAGGCCAGCAAGAAUCUACCACUGACGAUCAGGGACGUGGAGCGAGAGAGGGGCAAGCCCCUGUCGAAGUACGAGAGGAACAUGAUGGUGUUCAACUGGCUGCACACGCUGGACGAUAACGCUUUCCCCGUCGAGGGAAUACAGUGAUUCUUCGCCUAACGUUUACACAUUCUUAUGUAUUUAUUAUGAAGAUUUAUCGCUCUCGAUGUGUGAUCCGAAAAAACUAUAUUAUUGAAGUUAUUGUCAAUGUUACUCCGUUCGGAGAUGUUGUAUACUAAUAUACUCUCUAUCAUAUCAAUAAACAUCAACUUGUUUUACCUUUUCA